UUCACACCCCCUCCUCUUCUCUCUCUCUCUCUCCCUAGAAAAGAAAAGACUCCAAAUUCCAAACAAAAACUAAACAAACCAGGGUUCCUCCCAAAAAUCAACAACAUCAACCCAAAAACAAAAACGAAGAACUAGAACCCUGCAAUCGCGGACAUUAAAUCCCCACCGUCGAAUCCCCUUGCCGGCGGCCGAAAAUCAACAAGGAUGAUCCACACCCUGACGUACUACCUCUCGGAGCACCCUUCGAUCGUCAACUUCCGGUGGAGCCACACCCAAUCCUACGGCUCCACCUGGUCCUUCCUCUUCACCUCCAUCUCUCUCUACCUCCUCCUCUCCCUCUCUCUCCACCUCCUCCUCUCUCUCCUCCCCCGCACCAAGCCCGUCCCCCUCGGCCCCAUCCCCGCCCUCCACUCCCUCUCCAUGUCCCUCCUCUCCGCCACCAUCUUCGCCGGCACCCUCCUCUCCGCCGCCGCCGAGAUCCGCGACACCCGCUGGCUCUUCACCCGCCGCACCAAGACGACCCCGUUCCAGUGGCUCCUCUGCUUCCCCCUCGGCACCCGCCCCUCGGGCCGCGUCUUCUUCUGGUCCUACGCCUUCUACCUCUCCCGCUUCCUCCACACCUUCCGGACCUACUUCACCAUCCUGCGCCGCCGCGACCUCUCCUUCUUCCGCCUCUUCAACCACUCCAUCCUCAUCCUCAUGUCCUUCCUCUGGCUCGAAUUCUCCCAGUCCUUCCAGGUCCUCGCCAUCCUCCUCGCCACCUCCGUCUACGCCGUCGUCUACGGGUACCGCUUCUGGACCGCCAUCGGGCUCCCCGGCGCGUGCUUCCCCUUCGUGGUCAGCUGCCAGAUCCUACUUCUAAGCUGCAACAUUAUGUGCCACGUUGGGGUCUUGUUGAUGCACUUUUUGAAAGGGGGGUGCAAUGGGAUCGGGGCAUGGGGGCUGAAUUCGGUGCUCAACGCUGCGAUCCUGUUUCUGUCUCUGAAUUUCUACGUGAAGAUGCAUUUGAGGAAGAGAGGAAAAAAGGGUGGGGAGGUUGGUGCGAUCAAGACGGCGGAGAUAGACGUGGUCAGAGAUAAGAAGGAUAUUUGAACGGUGGGUGGGUUUUACUUACUUUUUUUAUUUUCUUUGAAUUUUGGUUUUUCUGACCGGAACUGUUAAUUUAUUAGGGGGCAAUAAUGAGGAGACUCCCCUUUCGGAAAAUUGUAGAAUUGUGCUCCUAUCAAUCGGUAUAUAUAUAUAUAUAUAUAUAUACACACAUUUAUAUACAUAUGGAUGGUGAAUAGAGAAAUUUGAUGAGAGAGUUCCAUGUUAGUUA
Molecule: messenger RNA, 1318 nt
Organism: Rhododendron vialii
Lineage: Eukaryota; Viridiplantae; Streptophyta; Magnoliopsida; Ericales; Ericaceae
Product: elongation of fatty acids protein 3-like
Exons: 1
Coding region: 205-1092 (295 amino acids)
Biological process (GO): very long-chain fatty acid biosynthetic process; fatty acid elongation, saturated fatty acid; sphingolipid biosynthetic process
Cellular component (GO): endoplasmic reticulum membrane
Molecular function (GO): fatty acid elongase activity
Source: RefSeq, a predicted model, not a curated record